This is a messenger RNA of Pollicipes pollicipes, 623 nucleotides long. RefSeq names its product elongin-B. Gene Ontology annotation, molecular function: protein binding. Gene Ontology annotation, biological process: transcription elongation by RNA polymerase II. Gene Ontology annotation, cellular component: VCB complex; elongin complex. NCBI's taxonomy places the organism in Eukaryota, Metazoa, Arthropoda, Thecostraca, Pollicipedomorpha, Pollicipedidae. The coding region runs from base 116 to 472 and encodes 118 amino acids. The record is from RefSeq and is a predicted model, not a curated record. The transcript is spliced from 5 exons.
UGAGUUGUUCGAAGUUGGUGGUUGGUUGGUGGACGGGCGGCUGAGAAAAGGAACUUAAUACUGUUGUUUCUCAGGGAAUUAUUAUCGUUUAGUUUACUUAGAAUAAACCCCAGCCAUGGACAUUUACAUGAUGAUCCGGCGCCAGAAGACCACCAUCUUCACCGACGCCAAGGAGAACACGUCCGUGGCGGAGCUGAAGCGAAUCCUGGAGGGCAUCCUGAAGGUGGCGCCCGAGAACCAGAAGCUGCUCAAGGACGAGACCGAGAUGGAGGACACUAAGACGCUUCAGGACUGCGGCCUGACGUCAUCGACGGCGCAGGCGCACAAGCCGGCCACACUGGUCCUUUGCUUCCGGCAAGAGGAUGGCGAGUUUGAGGCCCCCGAGGUGGUGCCCUACUCGACGCCGCCUGAGCUUCCGGACGUGAUGCGGCCCCAGCAAGAGACGGCCCCCGCCGAACAGAUCGCCUCGUGAAGCUCCCGUAUGCGCUGCCCGCGGACGGAGGUACCUGACGCGUCAGCGCGCCACCCCAGGUCACCGCCCGCAGUCGCGUCCGUCCCGCUGACGGCGCUGCGAAACCGCUGACGUCACCGCCGUGUCCCAGUGACGUCACUGGGCGGCGUCG